Messenger RNA from Penicillium mononematosum, 678 nucleotides. RefSeq lists its product as uncharacterized. The transcript is spliced from 2 exons. The record is from RefSeq and is a predicted model, not a curated record. NCBI's taxonomy places the organism in Eukaryota, Fungi, Ascomycota, Eurotiomycetes, Eurotiales, Aspergillaceae. Bases 1 to 678 code for a protein of 225 amino acids.
AUGGGUUUCCUCAGUGGAAAGCUCCGGUCGAAACCCGAAAGGAAGCUCUCCGAGCCAACGUAUGAAACUCCAAAAUACGGUGAACAAUCAGUGGCACGCCAUUAUGCUCAGCAUCAACCGAGCAAAUUUGGUCCACACUUCCAGAAGGGGCCAGCGCAAGAGGAGAUAUAUGACCGAAGGGCAAACGGAGAGAGAAUGCUCCCGGGCCACCCAGAUCUCCGUGACCGUGCCCAUUCAUUCCACCAACCGAGGCAGCACCAUGCAUACUCUGACCCCUUUGAGACAAGACCACCAAAAUGGUCAAACCAGAUGGAUGCCGAGUACAAACAGUAUCACAGCUCAGGUGACAACAAGACUCCCCAGAACGUCCAAAAUGAAGCAUACAUGACCACUGCACAUCGCUUGCCAGUUGGGGACAAGCAUCCGUUCAACCCAGCCCAUGGCCCAAUCCUCCAGACCGGAAUUGCGGCUGCUCGAGCAGAGGUGAUGAAGCAAAACCAUGUCGUCCAGGGCCGUGAGGGGUUUGUCCAAAAGUAUCCUCAAUCGUACAAAGACGAAAAGGCACUUGAGACCCACAACACGGAGGUUAAAAACAGGAGGCAAGCAGCAGCGAAUCGACGAGGACAGGAGGAUACGCUGCAGAGAAAAUAUGCCAUUUGGACUCGAAGGCAGAACUAG